Messenger RNA from Protopolystoma xenopodis, 315 nucleotides. Lineage: Eukaryota; Metazoa; Platyhelminthes; Monogenea; Polystomatidea; Polystomatidae. The record is from the annotation of a GenBank genome assembly.
CUGGUCAUCUCUUACAACCAGAUUAAAGGGCCAGGCCUUUGUGCAAUAGCCGAUGCUAUGGCCAAUCAUAACCAGACUCUAAAGCGUAUCUUUCUCUGGGGCAACGAUUUUGAAGAGUCAGCAUGCGAUGCUUUCGCCCGGCUUCUAUCAUCUGGACGUCUUGAGGAACAAAACACAGACUUUCAACCUUAUGGAGUCGACGGCAGAACUUACUUCGCCAAACUGCACAACGACUGUGACUAUCGCAGGUAUCGAUUCACUGUCCCCUAUUGGAAGAAACAGGCCCCCCAGGACCGAUCUAUAGCUCUUAGCUAG